This is a messenger RNA of Biomphalaria glabrata, 7638 nucleotides long. Its product is annotated as host cell factor-like. Lineage: Eukaryota; Metazoa; Mollusca; Gastropoda; Planorbidae. Gene Ontology annotation, cellular component: histone methyltransferase complex. Gene Ontology annotation, molecular function: protein binding; transcription coactivator activity. Gene Ontology annotation, biological process: regulation of DNA-templated transcription; chromatin remodeling. The transcript is spliced from 22 exons. Bases 40 to 4677 code for a protein of 1545 amino acids. The record is from RefSeq and is a predicted model, not a curated record.
GCUUACGGGCUUUAAUUAAAUCUGCAUCUUACUUUCAAUAUGGCGGCUCCCAUAUUGAAGUGGAAACGGGUUACUAAUACUUCUGGACCGGCCCCAAGACCACGACAUGGACACCGAGCAGUUGCGAUUAAAGAUCUAAUGAUUGUAUUUGGAGGUGGCAAUGAAGGAAUUGUUGACGAACUACAUGUUUAUAACACUUCUACCAAUCAGUGGUUUGUUCCAGCAGUUCGUGGCGAUAUACCUCCAGGGUGCGCUGCCUAUGGCUUUAUUUGUGAUGGCACCAGAAUCCUUGUUUUUGGUGGUAUGGUGGAAUAUGGCAAAUAUUCUAAUGAACUUUAUGAACUCCAAGCUUCCAGAUGGGAAUGGAAAAGGCUGAAGCCCCGUGCACCAAAGUCUGGCCAGCCCCCUUGCCCUAGGCUAGGCCAUAGUUUUACUUUGCUGGGAAACAAAGGAUACCUCUUUGGUGGAUUAGCUAAUGACAGUGAAGAUCCAAAAAAUAAUAUCCCAAGGUACCUAAAUGAUUUGUACACACUGGAACUUCGACCUUUGGCUAAUCACAACCUCUCCUGGGAUUUGCCAAAUAUUGUUGGUGUUCCCCCACCACCACGUGAAUCUCAUUCUGCUGCUCCUUACACUGACAAAGAUGGUCGCAAGCCAAGAUUGUUUAUUUAUGGCGGCAUGAGUGGAUGCAGACUUGGAGAUUUGUGGAUGCUAGACGUUGAUUCGGUGUCAUGGGUGCAACCAACGGUGUCUGGCAUGCCACCUCUUCCUCGCAGUCUUCAUUCUGCUACUGUCAUUGGAUCCAGAAUGUUUAUAUUUGGUGGCUGGGUUCCACUUGUCAUGGAGGAUGUUAAAGUAGCCACCCAUGAAAAGGAGUGGAAAUGUACCAACACUUUGGCCUCAUUGAACCUAGAGUCUAUGACAUGGGAACCUUUGGCCAUGGAAGUUUUUGAAGAUGCUUUACCUAGAGCUAGAGCAGGACAUUGUGCUGUUGCUAUCAAUACAAGGUUGUAUAUAUGGAGUGGUCGUGAUGGUUACAGGAAAGCUUGGAACAAUCAGGUUUGUUUUAAAGACUUGUGGUUUUUGGAAACAGAAAAGCCUCCAGCACCCACAAGGGUUCAGCUGGUUAGAGCCAGCACUAACACGCUGGAAGUCUCGUGGGGUGCAGUGCCUACAGCAGAUGCCUACUUGCUCCAGCUACAGAAAUAUGACUUGCCCCCAUCCACCACCACUGCAGCCACCACUGCUGCUUGCAAUCCUACUGUUGCUACAACAGCUACACCAACUAUUCCCACUCCUGCUACAGCAGUGGCUACUGCUGCUUCUAUCACACCUACACCAGCAAUGACUCAGACCAGACCUCAAUUCCAGAUUACUGGACAGGGAGGUGCAAUUAUUCGUACCCCAACAACUGGAUUACCCCUACGCACAGUAACUAGUGUGGUGUCACCUUUGACCCCUGGUCACACAACACAAACCAUCAGAGUCACAGCUGCUCCUCGUAUUAGAGCACCGGUAACUAUUACACCUGUUGCUAACACAAUAAGACUUGGGACUCCGCAAAUGGCGCAGGCACUUCAGCGUGUUGUCACACCCACUACCACUGGCACAAUGUCCGGCAUAGCUGCCCUAGCUGCAGCUGCUGCUGCUACUCAGAAAAUUGCUGGCACCAUGGCAAGUGCUACCACAACACCUGCUUCAGGAAUCAAAGUUGUCACCCCAACUAUAGUUACACCUGGCGGCGUUAAAGUCACACCUGUCACUGGAAAGCUUCCAACCAACACAAUUGCUCCUGGCACGCAGACUGUACGUGUUGCCCCCACAGGAGCCACUAUUUUAAAGGCAUCUGGAUCAGGGACCAACCUAGCUGGAAAGCAAAUUAUUACAGUUCACAAACAAGGCAGCACAGGGACCAGCCAGUCUCAGAUUGUAACUUUGGUGAAGACAACCCAGGGCAUGGCUAUGGCCACACCUAAGAAUCCUUUACCCCAGGGGGCCACCAUUGUGAAGCUAGUAACUACCCAAGCUGGAGGCAUCAAUAAACCAACCACAGUGUUAUCAACGCAGAGUGGUGGUCAAACACCUACUAUACUUGGAAUUAGUAGUGUGCAGCCAACUCAGCCUAGCACGCCAGGCCAGAAGACUCUAACAACCAUGAUUAGGACAAUACCUACAUCUAUGCUAUCAAUGGCCAAAACUGGACAGGGGGCUACACAGGGUGGUACUACCACACCAGUGGGAACUAAAACCAUUGUCAUAGCAGCCCCUAAAGGAACAGCUGGCAGCCUCAACCAGCCUACUAAAAUUAUCACUAGUGUCCCUAAGUUAGCUGGCCAGACAGGCAACACCCAAUUUAUUGUAGUUAGCCCACAAAGCAUGGCUGGAGCUGUGGCUGCAGGCAACAAGCCAGCAACUGCAAUAACUUCAUUCACAUCUGGUGGUAAUAUUAUAACCCAAUCUGGAAAACCAGUUAUAACAGUUCUUUCUGGAGGUUCAACAACUGGAACACAUUCUGUGACACCAGCAGGUGGUCACACUGUUGUCUCAUCACCUACAAUGCGAGUGGUCAGUAGCAAUGCAUCAACCAUUUCCCUUAUCACACAGGCAGCCAAUGAGGCUUCAGCUAGUGGUGGCAGACAGAUUGUUACGGUGCCUGCAGGGCAUGCAGGUUUGGCAGGAUCAAAGGGUCCAGUUCAGAUAACCAUCACCCCAGCUAACCGAGGUGGUAUCAACACCAUCACCUUGCCUACCAACCUGAGGCAGAUGGCCAAACCAGUUGUAGUGAGCGCACCAGCAGCUAAUGGCACACAGGUUGUCAGCUUGGGUGGCGCAGGUAAUGCCCAGGUGUUGACAGUUACUCCCACUCCUUCAGCUUCAGGGGCUGCAGACCAGGUCGCCACACUUGUUAGUACAGAAGCAGCACCUGCUGAUUCUGUUGGUGAUGCAGGGCAGGCUGCAGAAGGUGAAGGUGCCAUCCAACAGUUUGAUGGCACCAGUGAUGACAUUAUUGAAGAUGGGGAAGUGUGCCAUUUCGAAUCCACUCUGAUGCUCUACAGCUCAUCUCUCACUGAUGCCAUGGAGGAGGAUGUGGAGUACUUUGAAGAAAGUUAUUGCAAACCUGACCAUGAUCAUCUUUACUCUUUACCCAACUAUUGUGAGGAUGAGGAAUACACAAUUCCUCAAUUUGAUGGGGCUGGAGAUGGUGGUAGUGAUGAUGAAGGUGGCCAAGAGGAAGCUCCAGACAAAGAGAUGCCUGUUGAAGAUCAUGAUACACCAAUGGAAACUGCUGAACAAGAGGAAGGUCAAGAAAGCUCUGAACUUGAAGGUACUGAAUCUGAGGGUGUGACAAAUCAACAAGCUAUGGAGGAAGGAUUGCAUGCUGAUAUGGGUCAUAUAGAACCAUCACUUUUGGCUCAGGAUGAGGGAAGUAAUAAUCAUAUGACAGAUGCAGAGCUUCAACAACAAGCUGAGAGUGCUCUAGAAGCACUAGCUGAAGCUGGAGGUGUAUUGUCUGCUCAUGGUAUGCUUGAGGAUCAUGGCCUGAUGGACAGUGUUGGUUUGGAUGGGAUGCUAGCCCAGCCCACUUCAGCACUAGACACAUCUCAGAAUUCUGUAGAGCAUGAGGACUCUGCUGGAGAGCUAACACAGCCUGAAGAUGAAAAUGAAACUAAGCCAGACAUUGAUCUUAACCAUGCAGAAACAGCUAACUCAAGUGAUGCAAUGGAUGUAGCAGAAAAUGGAAACUUGGUGCCAAAAGAGGAACCAUCUGAUGAGACCAUUGCCCAGUUAGCGCAGACUUUAGCUGGUGCUUCAAACAAUGCUGGUGAUGCCUCAGAUCCUCUUGCAACUCUGGCAUCUGCUGCCAUCUCAUCUGCCCCAGUAGCUACACCCAAGAUGUCAGAUGCCAGUGUUGGCAGCAUAGACUCCAAAAUAGAUGACAUGAAGCCUGAAAUGAAGCAGGAGAGAAUCCUUGUCAAGAAAGAUCAACAGCAGUGGUUUGAUGUGGGCUUCAUCAAGACAACAUCCUGCACAGUAUCACAUUAUCACUUGCCCUCGGAGAAUGCACAGGGCAACGCAGAUGAUAUUGAUGUAGUCAAUGUUCCAGACCACAGUGUGUUGAAGAGACAAGAGUUACAACCUGGUACAGCCUACAAGUUCAGAGUAGCAGGCAUCAAUGCCUGUGGUCGUGGGCCUUUCAGUGAGGUGUCAGCUUUCAAGACUUGUCUCCCUGGCUUCCCUGGUGCACCUUCUGCUAUUAAAAUUAGCAAAAGUGGUGAUGGAGCCCAUCUUUCCUGGGAACCACCCCAGAACACUGCUGGUAAAAUUAUUGAAUACUCUGUCUACCUGGCUGUGCGGAACCAGAGUCAGGACACGAAGCCUGGGGCCCCAGCUCAACUUGCCUUUGUGCGAGUGUUUUGUGGACCUCUGCCCUCUUGUGUAGUGACCAACUCUUCCUUGACCUCUGCACAUAUUGACUACACUACCAAGCCUGCAAUCAUCUUCCGUAUUGCAGCUCGUAAUGAGAAAGGUUAUGGGCCUGCAACACAAGUCAGGUGGCUUCAAGAUGCUUCCCAAAGUCCUGCAGCUGGUCGAGGAGCCAAGCGACAAGGAACUGAAAAUGUCAAACCUGGAUCAGUUGUGAAGAAGCUGAAAGUAGAAGAUGGUGGAGAGGGUUAGUUCAGUCAUAGAUUGUAGACCACACACCUCAAUCUCAUAGCUGGACCAGCUACUAUCUUCUGCGUACUGUUGAUAUCCAUACACAUUUUUGGACUAUGUACAGUUGAAUUAUUUCAUUUUUAAGCCACUGGCUAAGCUCUACAUCAUUAAGUGACCUUCAUUCAAUAUUUGUGCACUCACAAACCAGAGUGCAUUGCACAUGUUUAUGUAUAUAAUCAUCCAUGUACAUUUUUGUUUCAUCAUUGUACAUUUUUGUUUGGUUUUCAUCAUUUGUUUCAUCAGUUCUGUUGUAGUCCUAAGUUCGUGUACUGGGUGAAACAUUUAAGUCUAAUAGUUCUCAUGUUUUCUUGAAGCAGAAUGUCUUGUUUUAUCUUACUAAUACAAAUUGUUGGGUCAGCCCCACCUCAUUUAUCAGAAUUAUAUUGUUGUCAAACAAACAUUAAUCUCUGGUAUAAUCUGUGAUUUAAACUUUGCAGUAAUGUGGGAUGUAGUUUUCCACUAACAUUUCUAUGAAAACAUUAUCAUUGGCCCUGAGAGAACUUCCAGGGCAAUGCAGAUGCGAGUCAAGUAUCAAGUAUGCGUUUGCUUUGACCAGUGAUAGUCAGAUCUUUUAAGUCUCAUUUUAAACUAUUGUCUGGUGUUUUUACUUUUCACUCCGUCACGUAGGUGUGUCUGUGGAAAACCAAAGAUGACCAAAUCAAAACUUGGCCUGUUUUAGCUGUUUUAUUCUGACAGUUUUAAUUUCAAUGUUUUAUUGUCUGACAGAUCCACCUUGUCUUAGACUUUCUUAGGUUUGUUAAUAUUGGGAUUUUUAAGGAGAUUCAAUAUUUGAUUUUUUUUUUUUUCAUUGUUCAGUACAUAUUUUAACAGUAUACAUAAACAAUUUGUAUUAGUCUACCACUUAUGUUUUAGGUGUUAAGACUUCAUAUAUUGAAUUGAUGUCAUUUUCUGCCAUACAAAUUUAAAAUGCCAUAUUUUUAAAACUAAGUAAGCCCCAGAGUUUUGUAAGUCAGUGUUUCAUUAUUUUGUUCCUAAUACUCAUGUUUAACUUCAUAAUGAUUAUUGAAUAAUUGUUUUAACUGGUGAACUUUUUUUUUUACUUAAUUAUUGUAAAUAUAUAAAAAAAAUAUAUAUAUAUCUAUUUGUCAACUGUAUAUUGUUAUUGAAGGUCUGCAUAUUGUUUCAUACCUGGAGUUUGUUAGAAUAUAGCUAAAAUAAUAGUUCUAGGCCAAGACCAGUAUGUUCUGAUGGUGAAACCUGGAUCUCAACUAUCUUGAGAGAUCAUAUUAUUGUUGGUUUCUUAUUUCUUGUCUCAUUGUCUCUGGCAUCUUCAAAUUAUGUUAAAGCUGUCUUGUUGUUCUUAGCUAGUCAUUAUUUACUUCUUUUUCUUGAUCAAGCAAUCUUUAGUUGCAGUUCAAUUUGAAUUCUUGUAGUGUUCUUUCAUCUGAUCUGGAUGAAGUAUUUUCAGACUCUUUUUGCACUGACCAUCAUCCAUUAUACUUGUACUGUUCACCUCUUUGUUGAAGCCUUUUGUAAUGUUUUGAUUGGAUGUCAUCUCUCAUGUGACAUGACAUCACUGCCUCACUUUGAAUAGCCAGCCUUGACUUUGUGACAGUGGUGCAUCUCUUCAACCACCCCACUUACGUUAUGGAUGUGUUAAAGUGAUGGUGCUUUGAGAUAGACAUUUUAUCAUUGCUAUGUUCCCUUAGCCAAUUCUAGUUCAGUGGUAUUUGACCUAUCAACAUUGGAAAAUUAUACACCUACAAAUUGUCCCUUACUGUCUGUGUUUUUUUACUUCAUUUUCUGGUAUCAUAAUUUAACAAACUUACAAAGGCCAGCUAGAUGUAAAUACUGUACAGUUACUAUGAUUGGAUUGGUGACAUUCAGUCGACAGAAAUUGCAAUAUAUUAACAUGAAGAAAAAAAACAUUUAUCAUACACAAAAUGUAACAUUGAGUUAUCAAAUGUCUCUCUAAUGUAAAUUCAUCUAGUUAUGGAUUUCUAAUGUAUGUACACACAGCAGAAGCUCAAAAAAAAAAUAUAUAUAUUCUAACAUUCUUCAGUUCAGUCAUUAAUUCCUACUAUGGAUUAGUCAGGGAUAAAUUUAAACUUAACUCUCAAUGAUGCAAGUUUAUUUUAUAUUGCUUCUACGCUAAUCAAGAUAAGGGCUCAAAACCAGAUUAUAUGUAACAUCAUGGUGCUUGACUGAGCAGCUUGUUAGUAUGUAUAAAACCCCAAAUAUACAAAAUAUUGCGUAGGUUUCUUGCUUGUUGAAAAGUUUCUUAAGGUAUAAAAUUCCGGUGAUCAGUUUUUGUAAUCCUAGCAAACAAACAACUCGAGCUGCGGUUCCAUAACUUCGACAAUUCAGUUUUUGGUUACUACAACUGUUUUCUUCAGUGUUUCCACAUUGUAUUUCUGUUUUGGUUCUACGCUUUCAGCUCUCAUUAAUAAAACAUAUUUAUGGUGUGUUGCAGAGAUCUACAGUUGUAACAAAUUUAAGCUGAAUCAAAACAACUUACAACUAAAAGCAAUAUUUUGACUUGAAAUAUCUGUUUUUCCUAUUUUUAAUUCAAAUGAAUUAUUUACUGUGAAUUUAUUUUAAUGUCUGAUGGAUUUUCAAAAAAGUAUAUUUUUGAGUGGUGGACUUUGUAUUGUUAAGAUUUCACAAACUUCUUCUGGUCUCACUUUGUUUUGGUUUCUUUGCUUCUACCAACUAGAAAUAGCUAAUUGUACAAUGAGGGUGACACUCCAUGUGUUGUAUGUUAUUUUAAAAUCUUGUUGCUAUGUAUCAUAUGUUACAUUUUUUUUUUUGGCUGGAUGUAGGAAAGUGAUCACCAGAUGGUGAACUUUGCCCUCUCCUUGAUGAUGUUAACAUGACAUAAUUUUGUUUGUAAAUAUUUUUUUUUUGUUUUUCAAUAUUUUGUUUCAUUAUCAAAGUUUGAAUAAAUAUCAUCUUCUUUGA